AUGGCGUUAAGAUCUGCUUGGUGGAUGUCUUCGAACCCAAACGGCCCCUUAACAAUACCCGCAACACAGAGUAAUAUCCCAGUGCAAAAUCAACCUCCUCACAAGCGCUGGCCAGGAAGCAAGUCGUCUGGUUUCACCUUCAAUGAGCUUGAAAAGUUCAUUGCAGAGAACUCACACCAUCGCUGCUGGAUACAGAAGUACACUUAUACUCCGGGAGACCCUUCUUCUCAGCAAUCAUCAUGGAAGCAGACCGGGGAGGUUUGGUCUGUUCCUGACCUGCUCGCUUUGCUUCAGAUACCAGAUGCCGACAACUUGAAAAGCAGCUUCUUCUUCCUACGAGAUGCAUCCGGCGAGGCCGUUCAAGCCCUGGGACACUACCUUGAUUUGACGCCCAGAUUUUUCAACUUCCAAUUCGUCAUGCUCAGCACCGGCAAUACAGUUGAUAGCUACGCGUUCUUUGGCUUGCAGAUAAUUGAAAAAUACUUGCCAACUGGUGUCCCAGCCAAGGUUCGUGCACAGGCCGCACCAUAUGCCACGUUUGGCAACUAUGAGUGGCACACGACUAUGAUUGCUGCACUGUUUAUGCGAGUUGGUGAUCGAUUCCGGGGUGUCUUGCAUUUCCAAGCUAAUGACGAGGCCAUUGCUGACGGCAUGAAGCAGCUCAUGACUCGAGAGGAAGAAAGAACCUCCAGUGAGGGAGAGGAUCGCGCCGGACAGGGUCAGAUUCUGGCAGAAAUCAUGUACAUCGUGCGGUAUCAGUGGGAAUUUUUCUUGAAUGAAGCCGAUGUCCACUUGCAGGGUCUAAGCAAGCAGUGCAUAGAAGGUGAGCUCACUUCAAAUCAACAGCUCAAGGCAAUGCGGGACCUCCACCCACUGUUGCCAAUGUGGGCGUUUGCGCGGAGACGAAUUAAUGCCGCGAAGGACUUGAACACUGGCAUGUGUUCUCAUCCAUACUUUGUCACCAACCAGCUGCACGAGGCGUUCCGGCAUUACCUUGCGAAAUGUAACCUGGUGCUCGACGAGUGCUAUUCACGUUGCGACGCACUCACUGUUCAGACAGAAAACAUCAUCAAUCUGAUAUUCAACAUCGCCACCUUGCAAGACACAAAAGCAUCGGUUGAGCAAAGCAUGGCUGCCAAUGCCUCUGCUGCUAGCAUUCGGCGAGUCACUUUGUUGACUUUCAUUUAUCUACCUCUGAUGCUUGUGGCCUCUAUUUACGGCAUGAACAUAAGAGAGAUCUCACAUGGCGCAGGGGAGCCGCCUAUCUGGUCUUAUUUUGUGGCGUCGUUAUUGGUCUUGGUGGGGACCCUAUCGGCAUGGAUGCUGUGGUCCCGGUUUGCAGGGAGAUAA
This is a messenger RNA of Exophiala bonariae, 1350 nucleotides long. RefSeq lists its product as uncharacterized. Lineage: Eukaryota; Fungi; Ascomycota; Eurotiomycetes; Chaetothyriales; Herpotrichiellaceae. Gene Ontology annotation, biological process: metal ion transport; transmembrane transport. The coding region runs from base 1 to 1350 and encodes 449 amino acids. Gene Ontology annotation, molecular function: metal ion transmembrane transporter activity. The transcript has a single exon. Gene Ontology annotation, cellular component: membrane. The record is from RefSeq and is a predicted model, not a curated record.